Molecule: messenger RNA, 747 nt
Organism: Nestor notabilis (Kea)
Lineage: Eukaryota; Metazoa; Chordata; Aves; Psittaciformes; Psittacidae
Gene: CBR4
Product: carbonyl reductase 4
Exons: 5
Coding region: 1-714 (237 amino acids)
Biological process (GO): fatty acid biosynthetic process
Molecular function (GO): oxidoreductase activity, acting on the CH-OH group of donors, NAD or NADP as acceptor; quinone binding
Source: RefSeq, a predicted model, not a curated record
AUGGGGAAAGUUUGUGCCAUUUUUGGAGGAUCCCGAGGAAUAGGAAAAGCUGUCGCAGAAUUACUGGCACAGAAAGGCUGCCACCUGGCGAUUAUUGGUCGAAAUCUGGAAGUAGCCCAAACCACUGCGCAGAGUCUUGGUGCAGGGCAUCUGGCAAUUAGGUGUGAUGUAUCCAGUGAACAAGAAGUCCAAAAUGCUUUUGAGGAGAUGCAGAGGAAUUUAGGUCCUAUUAACUACUUGGUUAAUGCAGCUGGGAUCAACAGGGAUGGUUUGUUACUGAGAACCAAGACUGAAGAUAUGGUAGCCCAGAUUCACACUAACCUUUUGGGAACAAUGUUGACAUGCAAAGCUGCUGUAAAAAGCAUGAUUCGACAACAGGGAGGUGCUAUUGUCAAUAUAGGUAGUGUUGUAGGACUUAAAGGCAACUCUGGUCAAAGUGUGUAUAGUGCUACCAAAGCAGGAUUAGUUGGAUUUUCACGCUCCCUUGCUAAAGAAGUAGCGAAAAAGCAAAUUCGAGUCAAUGUGGUUGCUCCAGGCUUUAUUCACACAGAGAUGACUGCUCAUUUGGAAGAAGAUCAGUUGAAGGAUGCAAUUCUCCUUGGAAGAUUUGGAGAGCCUAGUGAAGUUGCACAAGCUGUUGUUUUUCUUCUAGAGACCCCUUACGUUACAGGGAGUAUUCUAAUUGUAGAUGGGGGCUUGCACCUUAUGACUUAGCUUCAAUAAGUACCUACUUUGGUAAUACAUAAA